AUGUCGUCUAAACAUUUUAUCAUCCUCUUUUACAUUUUCCCAUCUCUAAUAUUAUUUCACCCUGCAGAAGCACAGAGUUGGGUGAAAGCCGGUUAUUGGCUUUCCGGACAAGAAAUUUCUGGCAUAAACUCAACGCUCUUUACUCACAUUAUCUGUGGUUAUGCUGAUAUUAAUACUUCAACGUAUGAGUUACAUAUCUCGCCCAACCAUGAGCGCGACUUCUCCGCCUUCAUGAACACUGUCAAACAAGAAAACCCAUCAAUCACGACGCUUCUUUCCAUUGGAGGUGAAAACCUAUCUUUUUCACUAAUGGCCAACAGUUCUGUUCGCAGAAAGUCCUUAAUUGACUCCUCAUUAAAAAUUGCCAGACGCUAUAGCUUUCAAGGGGUAGACCUGACCUGGAUUUUCCCUGACACAAGCUCUGACAUGAACAACUUUGCCAUACUCCUUGAAGAGGGGCGACUAGCUGUAGAGUCCGAGGCUAAAAACAAUAGCCAGCCACAACUGAUCUUGACUGCUGUAGCUGGCCACUCGCCAGUUAAUUCACAAAAUGUGUCCUAUCCUGUCGACUCAAUGCAGAAGAACUUGAAUUGGUUAAACAUUAUGGCUUAUAACUAUAAGGACCCUUCUGGGGCAAACAUUACGAGUGCUCGUGCAGCUCUGCAUGAUCCAACGAGGCGGAUUACUACUGAUGAUCGCAUAAGGGACUGGAUUCAAAGGGGACUAUCUGCAAAUAAGUUGGUUCUGGGGUUGCCUUUCUUUGGCUCUGGGUGGACACUUCAGAAUUCCGAGGACAAUGCUAUAGGUGCACCAGUCACUGGUCCAGCAACUGGUCUAAGUUUUACAGAACAUGGAAGCAUCGCCUACAAGAAUAUCAAGCAACUUUACAUUCGUAAAUAUCGGGCUGCUGUAAAGUACAAUGCUACUUAUGUAAUGAAUUACUGCAUCAAUGGAUCAACAUGGAUUGAUUUUGAUGAUGUUAAGGCUAUCGAAGCUAAGGUGUCCUACGCCAGGAAGAUGGGGUUGCUCGGUUACUAUGUCCUGGAAGUCACGGAUGAUGACAAUUGGGUGCUUUCUCUUGCUGCAGCUAAAGAACCAGGAGCAAAAGUCAACAACGUAGCAGCUGCAGGAAACUUUAAUAGCAAUGCUCCUGAUCUUCAGAUCUUCAGUUAUGCUGAUAUUGAGAUGGCUACUAGUGCAUUUUCAUUUGAGAAUAAGCUUGGAGAGGGUGGCUAUGGUCCUGUUUACAAGGGUAUACUUGAAAAUGGACAGGAAAUAGCAGUGAAAAAACUUUCUAAAACUUCCACACAAGGAUAUGAGGAGUUCAAGAAUGAGGUUACACUGACGGCAAAACUGCAGCAUGUUAAUCUUGUCAGGGUUUUGGGAUUUUGCAUUGAAAGGGAUGAACAAAUAAUCAUCUACGAGUACAUGCCUAACAAAAGCUUGGACUUCUACCUCUUCGACCAGGCCAAACAAGGGCUUUUGGAUUGGAAUAAGCGCGUUCAUAUCAUCGAAGGGAUUACCCAAGGACUUCUAUAUCUCCAAGAGUACUCGAGAUGGACAAUAAUUCACCGAGACUUGAAAGCCAGCAACAUUUUACUUGACAAAAAGAUGAAGCCUAAGAUCUCAGAUUUUGGCAUGGCUAAAAUUUUCACAAAUGAGGAACAUGAAGCAAAUACAGGCCGAAUUGUUGGAACAUAUGGUUAUGUUCCUCCUGAAUACAUUAAACGAGGUUUGUACUCCACCAAGUCUGAUGUUUACAGCUUUGGAGUUUUGCUACUACAAAUCAUAAGCGGCAAGAAGAAUGCUUGUUGUUAUGGCUUGAGUGAAAAUUUAAGCCUCCUAGAUCAUGCAUACGAUCGGUGGAAAUCAGACAAUGGCUGCAUGGAGUUUAUGGACCCAUCUCUGGAUGAUACACUUUCAUCAUGUAAACUAUCGAGAUGCUUGCAAAUAGCUCUUUUAUGUGUCCAGGAAAAUGCAGUUGAUAGGCCAACCAUGUUGGAGGUUGCUUCAAUCCUAAAGAGCGAAAGUGCUGCUCUUACAACCCCUAAAUUGCCCGCCUUUUCUAUAAAAAGAAAUGAAGAGGAGGAUAACAAAUCUGAAUUGAAGCCAAAAAAUUGUUCCAUCAAUGAAACAACUAUCUCCGAAAUGGCAUACGAUCGGUGGGAAUCAGAGAAAGGCAUGGAGUUUAUGGACCCAUCUCUGGAUGAUACACUUUCAUCAUGUAAACUGUUGAGAUGCUUGCAAAUAGCUCUUUUAUGUGUCCAGGAAAAUGCAGUUGAUAGGCAAACCGUGUUGGAGGUUGCUAAUUCAAUCCUAAAGAGCGAAAGCGCUGCUGUUACAAUCCCUGAAUUGCCUGCCUUUUCUAUAAAAAGAAACGAAGAGGAGAAAAACAAAUAUGAAUUGAGGCCAGAAAAUCGUUCCCUCAAUGAUACAACAAUCUCCGAAAUGGUUCCUCGAUAA
Molecule: messenger RNA, 2463 nt
Organism: Juglans regia (Persian walnut)
Lineage: Eukaryota; Viridiplantae; Streptophyta; Magnoliopsida; Fagales; Juglandaceae
Exons: 7
Coding region: 1-2463 (820 amino acids)
Biological process (GO): protein phosphorylation; carbohydrate metabolic process
Molecular function (GO): chitin binding; ATP binding; protein kinase activity
Source: RefSeq, a predicted model, not a curated record